Molecule: messenger RNA, 908 nt
Organism: Daktulosphaira vitifoliae (grape phylloxera)
Lineage: Eukaryota; Metazoa; Arthropoda; Insecta; Hemiptera; Phylloxeridae
Exons: 5
Coding region: 276-875 (199 amino acids)
Molecular function (GO): zinc ion binding
Source: RefSeq, a predicted model, not a curated record
AAAAUCCAAUAGCAGCAGAUAUAUUCGUUUACACACACAAAAAAAAAAAAAAAACGGCAAGUGAAAUCAAUAGCUUCUCAACUAUGCAUUAAUGAUAAUAAACAAUUCUAAUUAAAUAUUUGUAAUUGUGAUGACGAAUUAUAGUUACUAUCUGUAUUUAAAUUUAACACGAAAUAAUAUUUUAUUGUGUUAUAAUAAUUGGAUACGUGUUUAAGUGUAUACGUUAACUUCGCAGCAUUUUAAACGAAGUAAUUCAACAUAUAAAAAACUCUAAUAUGAAAUUAUUCAUUCCAAAUAUUAUAUUAUUGGUUGUUUUACAAAAAUGUGAAAAGGUAUUGACCAGCUCUGAUAAUCUCGAGGAAGCAACAGGAUUAUCAGACACUAAUGAACAAAUUAUUUGUGUGAUAUGUCAGGAUGAAAUGAAUGUUAAUGAUUUUAAACAUCCAUGUUGUAAUGGGAUAUAUCAUAAGAAAUGUUUAUAUAAAUCCAUAAGCUUUAAUAUAUUAAGUUGUCCAAAUUGUCGCGGAAAUCCAAUUGAAGAUAUUCGCAUUUGCAAUAACUGUAAGAGUACUAAGUACAAUAAUGAGUUGGAAAAAAUGAAAUGUUGUGGUAUUGAUUUAUGUAAAAAUUGUGUCAAUAGUUCUAUGAAAACUCAAUGUUCUUGCAGAGAAGACUUAGUGAACGGUAUUGUUUUUAGCCACUUUCGUUUGUGUAUAUCAUGUAGACAGUUUGAAGGAAAGUACACUUUUUCAUCUCGUUGUCCACAAAUGUUUUGUAAGGAAUGUUUUAAUAGCCUACGUAAUCAAAAUGAUGGGCGUUGUUCUUAUUGUGGUGAAAAAACAAAGAAGAAGAAAUCAUUUUUAUGUUUUUCUUAAGUGCAAAUAUUUGAAUAAAUACAACUAUAAUUA